CCGGCAUGCAGAGAGGCGGAGGGGAGGAGGACGGAGUUAAGAUGGCAGCGCGGCUAGUGCUGCCGCCGCUCCGGAAAAACACAGGCAACGCACAAAAACAACAGACGGCGGUUCACGGUUUUUGAGAGCAUUCGGCUUGUAAAAUCGAAGAUGAACACUCCGUUUGGCUCGAACCGUGGUUCUUUCAGGAGCGAAGGCUGAAUCAUUAUCUAGAGAAAGCGGCUUGUUUCGCAGUUGUGUGCGGGAGCCUUACCGGAUCGGAGAGCCUGGAUGCAGAGCGCUGCCCCCGGACGGUUUCGCUUUAACGUGUCGGAUAUUUGAGGAGAACUUUAUGAUUAACGACGUCUGAAUCCACACACCGACUACCAGCCCGUAACACUGGUGUGAUAUAUGCAUUGUUCCCCACAACGAUGAUGUGUGCUGCUGCGGCAGCUGGAGCCGGCGCUGGGACUCUGUCUUCCUCACCCCCGUCAGCGGGACUGGGAUCGGGACUGGGACCGGGACUGGGGGUCAGGGUUGUGUCCGGACUGGGGAGCGAGUUUCCCUCAGUCGGGUUAGGAAUGGGCUCGUAUGCCCCUCCGGGGUCUCCGGACUGCCGGAGCCGAUACCAGCUGCUCCUGUCAGGGCGAGCUUUGGCGGAGAGAUACCGAAAGAUAUACACUAGCGCGGUCAGCGACAAAGAGCACGGCGCACACCUGGGGAGGGGAAAGAAAGCUUUAAGUAAGAAGAAACUAAAAAGGCGGCAAAAAGUCAGAUCAAAAGUCAAAACAAGAACAAAGGCAGAGAGCCUGGAUGGGGCCUUCCCUGUGCCAGACAUUAAACUCCACAGCAACCCCUCUGCGUUUAAUGUCUAUUGUAAUGUGCGCCACUGCGUGUUGGACUGGCAGCAGAAGGAGGCGUCCCUGGCACUGGCCUCCCGCAGCUCCGUGCAGAGUGGUGAUUCCGACAGCGAAGAAGAGGAGGAGUGUCGUGAGCCUGCUGUCAAACUCCCCAAGAUCAUUGGCAUCGGUCUGUGUGGGGUGUUCGAGCUCAUCAAGGAGACGAGAUUCUCACACCCCUCAUUGUGCUUGAGGAGCCUCCAGGCCCUGCUGGACAUGCUGCAGGGCCAACAGCCUGAGAGCUUCCAGACUGAACCACCAGAUGUGCUGGAAUCCCUCUUCCAUCUGCUGCUGGAGACCACCGUGCGGAGUACAGGAAUGAACGACCCCACAGGUCAGACUCUCACAGCCCUGUCCUGCGCCUGCCUCUUCAGCCUGGUGGUAGCCUGGGGAGACACAGGGAAAAUCCUCCAGGCCGUGUCCGCCAUCCUCACCAACAACGGCAGCCAUGCUUGCCAGACCAUCCAGGUCCCGACGAUCCUGAACGCCCUGCAGAGGAGUGUGCAGGCGGUGUUGGUGGGGAAGAUCCAGAUCCAGGACUGGUUUGGAAACGGCAUUAAGCGUGCGGCCCUCAUGAACAAGUGGCUGCUGAAGGAGGUGAACACGGACACGGAUGAGCGCUGUCUGCUGCAGACCGACGGCUCCUUCCUCUACCUGCUCUGCAAGGAUGGCCUCUACAAAGUAGGCUCAGGAUACAGUGGAACUGUCAGGGGUCAUGUGUACAACUCCACAUCACGCAUCAGGAACCGAAAGGAAAAGAGGUCAUGGCUGGGAUUUGCUCAGGGCUCCUUGCUAUAUCGGGACAUGAACAGUCACAGCAUGUCAGCUAUCAAGAUCAAUCCAGAGACUCUCGAACAGGAGGGCAGCAUCACAAUGCCAGGUCUUCAAGCAGAUGGACAGAACAUCAUCUUCACUGAUGGAGAGUAUGUCAACCAGAUCGCUGCCUCCAAGGACGACGGCUUUGUGGUGCGAAUCUACGCCACCAGCACAGAUCCCGCCCUACAGCAGGAGCUGCAGCUCAAACUGGCCAGGAAAUGUCUCCACGCCUGUGGCAUCUCCCUGUUUGACCUGGAAAAAGACCUGCACAUCAUUAGCACAGGGUUUGAUGAAGAAGCAGCACUUCUUGGAGCUGGUCGAGAGUUUGCUCUGAUGAAAACUGCUUCUGGGAAGAUUUACUACACUGGCAAGUAUCAGAGCCUGGGCAUAAAGCAGGGUGGGCCGUCUGCGGGGAAGUGGGUGGAGCUGCCCAUCACCAAGUCCCCCAAGAUCGUCCAGUUCUCGGUGGGCCACGACGGAUCCCAUGCCCUCCUGGUGGCCGAAGAUGGCAGUGUUUUCUUUACCGGGUCCGCCAGUAAGGGGGAGGAUGGAGAGUCAACCAAGAGUCGGAGGCAGCCAAAGCCCUACAAGCCCAAGAAAAUGAUCAAGCUGGAGACGAAGACGGCCGUGUACACGGCCUGCAAUAACGGCAGCAGCAGCAUUGUGACCAAGGACGGAGAGCUCUACAUGUUUGGCAAGGAUGCCGUUUACAGCGACAGCACCUGUCAGGUGUCAGACCUGAAGGGGCACUUUGUAACUCAGGUAGCUAUGGGGAAGGCCCACACCUGUGUGCUGACUAAGAGUGGUGAGGUGUGGACGUUUGGAGUCAACAACAAAGGCCAGUGUGGCAGAGAUACUGGAGCGAUGAGUCAGGCAGGGAAAGCCUUUGGGGUGGAGAAUAUGGCCACGGCGAUGGACGAGGACUUGGAGGAUGAGCUGGAAGAGAAGGAGGAGAAGUCCAUGAUGUGUCAGCCGGGCAUGCACAAGUGGAAGCUGGACCAGUGUAUGGUGUGCACUGUCUGUGGAGACUGCACUGGCUAUGGGGCCAGCUGUGUGAGCAGUGGAAGACCUGACAGAGUACCGGGAGGCAUCUGUGGCUGUGGCUCAGGCGAGUCAGGCUGUUCCUCUUGCGGCUGUUGUAAGGCGUGUGCUCGCGAGCUGGAUGGUCCGGAGGCCAGACAGAGGGGGAUCUUUGAUGCUGUGAAGGAGAUGAUCCCACUAGACCUGCUGUUAGCUGUGCCUGUCCCUCCUCCUCCAGGCGUAAACAUAGAGGAGCACAUCCAGAUCAGACAGGAAGAGAAAAGGCAGCGCGUCAACCGCCGUCACAGGCUGGAGGAAGGCAGAGGGCCUCUUGUAUUCCCUGGCCCCCUUUUUAUGAACCAGCGUGAGCGUGAACAGGCUCUAGCCAGACUAAGACCCCUACAGGCCUUUAAGAUAAUGCGGGACAAACUCAAAGACGGCAGCAGUGAACGCGGAGACAAGGAUGCCAGUAAGAUCACCACCUACCCCCCGGGGGCCGUGCGCUUCGACUGUGAGCUCCGUGCCCUGCAGGUCAGCUGCGGGUUUCACCACUCUGUGGUGUUAAUGGAGAGUGGGGAUGUUUACACCUUUGGCUAUGGGCAGCAUGGCCAGUUAGGCCAUGGAGAUGUCAAUUCCAGAGGGUCUCCGACACUAGUGCAGGCUCUCCCCAGCCCCAGUGCACAGGUGACAGCGGGCAGUAACCACACUGCCGUGCUCCUCGUGGAUGGCCAGGUCUUUACUUUCGGGAGCUUCUCGAAAGGACAGCUCGGUAGACCCAUACUGGACAUGCCUUACUGGAAUGCCAAACCUUCACCCAUGCCCAACAUCGGUGCCAAAUACGGCCGCAAAGCCACGUGGAUAGGUGCCAGUGGAGACCAGACCUUCUUGAGGAUUGAUGAAGCGCUAAUCAACUCCCACGUCUUGGCCACCUCCGAGAUCUUUGCCAGCAAACACAUAAUUGGUUUGGUUCCUACCUCGGUGUCUGAGCCUCCUCCCUUCAAAUGCCUGCUGAUUAACAAAAUGGACGGAAGCUGUCGAACGUUCAAUGACUCUGAGCAGGAGGACCUCCAGGGCUUUGGUCUGUGUCUGGACCCUGUGUACGAUGUCAUCUGGAGGUUCCUGCCCCGCUCUCGGGAGAUGUGGUGCUAUAACGCUGUGAUCGCAGAUGCGCGUGUGCCCUCUGCCCCCGACAUCCAGGCACGCUGCAGCAUCCUGAGCCCCGAGCUGGCCCUGCCCUCGGGCUCCCACGCUGUCACCACCCGUUCCCACGGAGCCCUGCAUAUCCUGGGUUGUUUGGACACACUGGCUGCCAUGCAGGAGCUGAAGAUGGGUGUGGCUAGUGCUGAGGAGGAGACACAGUCUGUGAUGAAGGUUUACUCGAAGGAGGACUACAGUGUGGUCAAUCGCUUUGAGAGUCAUGGUGGAGGCUGGGGUUACUCCGCCCACUCCGUCGAGGCCAUCCGCUUCUGCGCCGACGCCGACAUCCUACUGGGAGGCCUGGGGCUGUUUGGUGGCAGGGGAGAGUACACAGCCAAAAUCAAGCUGUUUGAGCUGGGACCAGAUGGAGGGGAUCAUGAGACAGACGGGGACCUACUGGCUGAGACAGACGUCCUGGCCUAUGACUGUGCUGCUAGGGAGAAGUACGCCAUGAUGUUUGACGAGCCUGUCCUGCUGCAGCUGGGCUGGUGGUACGUGGCCUGGGCCCGUGUGUCCGGCCCCAGCAGUGACUGUGGCUCUCAUGGCCAGGCCACUAUCACCACUGAUGACGGCGUGGUGUUCCAGUUUAAGAGCUCCAAGAAAUCAAACAAUGGUACUGAUGUGAAUGCAGGGCAGAUACCCCAGCUGUUAUACAGACUGCCAUCCAAUGACGGAAACGCCGCUAAAGGGAAGCAGCAGACCAGUGAGCCUGUGCACAUUCUGAAGCGCUCCUUCGCCAGGACUGUCUCUGUGGAGUGCUUCGAGUCCCUGCUGAGUGUCCUGCACUGGAGCUGGACUACGUUAGUUCUGGGUGUGGAGGAACUGAGGGGGCUGAAGGGUUUCCAGUACACAGCCACGCUGCUGGACCUGGAACGCCUGCGCUUUGUGGGGACCUGCUGCCUCCGCCUGCUGCGUGUCUACAUCUGCGAGAUCUACCCCAUCUCUGCCAGCACCAAAGCAGUUGUGGAGGAGUCCAGCAGGCUGGCGGAGUGUGUGGGCAAGACCCGCAGCCUGCUGAAGAAGGUCCUGUCCGAGGGCAUGGACAACUGCCUAACCAAGCUGGACAACGACCCGCAGGGCUACCUGAGCCAGCCGCUCACCCUGCUGGAGGCCGUGCUGCAGGAGUGCCACAACACCUUCACCGCCUGCUUCCACUCCUUCUACCCCACGCCCGCGCUGCAGUGGGCUUGCCUCUGUGACCUACUCAACUGCCUGGACCAGGACAUCCAGGAGGCAAACUUCCGCACGUCGAGUAGCCGCCUGCUGGCUGCUGUGAUGUCUGCCCUGUGUAACACGUCGGUGAAGCUGACCUCCAUCCUGCCGAUCGCGUACGACGGGGAAGUGCUGCUCCGCUCACUCGUCAAGCAGGUCAGCACCGAGAAUGAUUCGGCCCUCGCUCACCGCUUCCCCCUGCUGGUGGCUCACAUGGAGAAACUCAGCCAUACAGAAGAGAAUCUGAUGGGGAUGACGAGUUUCCGGGAGGUUCUGGAGAAGAUGCUGGUGAUCGUGGUGCUGCCCGUGAGGAAGAGUCUGAGGAAGGAGGUGGAGCUGUUCUCUCCUCAUCUGGUGUCCAACACCUGUGGCUUGCUGGCCAGCAUCGUCAGCGAGCUCACGGCCUCUGCACUCGGCUCUGAGGUGGACGGGCUGAGCUCCCUGCACUCGGUGAAGUCCACCCCCAACCGCUUCACAAAGACCAGCCAGGGCCGUAGCUGGAACACAGGCAACGGCUCGCCCGACGCCAUCUGCUUCACUGUGGACAAAGCAGGCGUGGUGCUGGUGGGCUUCUGCGUGUACGGCGGAGGGGGCAUCCACGAGUACGAGCUGGAGGUUCUGGCUGAUGAUGCACAGACAGAGCACCCAGGAGACUCGGCGCACUCUCACAGAUGGACAUCGUUAGAGCUGGUUAAAGGCACCUACAGCACCGAUGAUAGCCCCAGCGACAUCGCCGAGAUCCGCCUGGACAAGGCUGUGCCUCUGAAGGAGAAUGUGAAAUAUGCCGUCCGUCUGCGUAACUACGGCAGCCGCACAGCCAAUGGAGAUGGAGGGAUGACCACGGUUCAGUGUUCCGACGGAGUCGCCUUCACCUUCAGUACCUGCAGUCUGAGUAGUAAUGGCACAAACCAGACCCGAGGCCAGAUCCCUCAGGUCCUUUACUACAGAAGCGAAUAUGAUGGAGACCUGCAGUCGCAGCUGCUGAGCAAAGCGAACGAGGAGGAUAAGAACUGCAGCCGUGCGCUCUCUGUCGUCAGCGCCGUGGUGCGCGCAGCCAAGGACCUCCUGCACAGAGCCUUUGCCGUGGACGCUGAAGACAUUCCAGAGUUGCUGAGCUCCUCCAGUCUCUUCUCCAUGCUGCUCCCUCUCAUCCUGGCCUACAUCGGCCCUGUUGCAGCCUCAGUGCCAAAGGCUGCUGUGGAGGUGUUUGGUUUGGUGCAGGAGCUUCUCCCUGCUGUGUCUGCCCUGAACCAGAAGUACGCCCCGCCUGCCUUCAACCCCAACCAGUCUACAGACAGCACGACUGGGAACCAGCCUGAGCAGGGCCUGUCAGCCUGCACUACCUCCAGUGUCUAUGCCGUCAUAGAGAGCGAUCAUCCCUAUAAGCAAGCCGCCGUCACCCAGUACAAGGUGUCUUUCCCAGACUGCGUUCGCUGGAUGACCAUAGAGUUCGAUCCACAGUGUGGCACGGCGCAGCCAGAGGAUGUGCUGCGCCUGCUCAUUCCCAGCCGCAUGCUGCACUUCUCCAGCCUGGGCUCCAGGCCUCUGGCCCACGAGAUCAUCAACACCUGGACGGAACUGAAGAAGUUCUCUGGCUCUAAUGGCUGGCCUACCAGCAUCCUCGUGCUGCCAGGUAAUGAAGCCCUCUUCUCCUUGGAAACGGCAUCAGAUUACGUGAAAGAUGAGAAAGCCUGCUUUUAUGGGUUUAAAUGUGUGGCCGUGGGAUAUGAGUUUAACCCGGGUCCGGAUGAGGGCAUCAUUCAGCUAGAGAAGGAGCUAGCCUAUCUGGGAAGUGUGUGUGCCGCCGCCCUCAUGAAGAAGGAGCUGGCUUUGCCUAUAGGAAAUGAACUGGAGGAAGAUCUGGAGAUUCUUGAGGAAGCUUCACUCCAGGUAUGUAAGGCCCAUUCCGGGAUCCUGGGGAAAGGUCUGGCUCUCUCCCACUCCCCCACCAUCCUGGAAGCUCUGGAGGGCAACCUGCCCCUGCACCUACAGAGCAAUGAGCACUCCUUCCUGGAGGACUUCAUCACGUGUGUGCCCAAUUCCAGUGGAGGCCGCCUAGCCAGGUGGCUGCAGCCAGACUCUUACGCAGACCCUCAAAAGACUUCCCUCAUCCUGAACAAAGACGACAUCCGCUGUGGUUGGCCAACUACUGUGACGGUGCAGACCAAAGACCAGUAUGGGGACGUAGUGCAUGUGCCGAACAUGAAGGUGGAGGUGAAGGCAGUGCCCGUGUCGCAGAAGAAGUCUGUUCAACAGGACGGCGUGCGGAAGCUCCAGCGUCUGCCUGGCAGCCCCUCACCCUCGGCGCCGGGCACAGACCUCACGUUCGGCGGCCUGCCGGCGCCCAAGCUGGAGGCCACAUAUGAGCCCAUGAUCAUCAAAGAGGCUCGCUACAUUGCCAUCACCAUGAUGAAGGCGUAUGAGAGUUACUCUUUUGAGGAGUUGCGCUUCGCCUCCCCCACACCAAAGAGGCCCAGUGAAAACAUGCUCAUCCGUGCCAACACAGAUGGCACGUAUAGCGCCAACUGGACGCCUGGUGCUGUUGGUCUUUACACCAUCCAUGUCACUAUAGAUGGCAUUGAAAUUGAUGCUGGGCUAGAGGUUGAAGUGAAGGACCCACCCAAAGGAAUGAUUCCCCCAGGCACACAGAUGGUUAAACCCAAAGCUGAACCGCAGCCAAGCAAGGUGCGCAAAUUUGUGGCCCAGGACAGCGCAGGGCUGCGUGUGCGUAGUCACCCCUCUCUGCAGAGUGAACAGAUAGGCAUAGUCCAAGUCAAUGGCACCAUCACUUUCACUGAUGAGAUCCACAAUGAUGAUGGUGUGUGGCUCAGACUGAAUGAUGAGACUGUAAAGAAGUAUGUUCCCAACAUGAAUGGGUACACUGAAGCCUGGUGCCUCUCUUUUAACCAGCAUCUGGGCAGAAACCUUCUGGUCCCUGUUGACGAGGCCAGACCCCAGUCAGAUGAAUGUGCAAGGGAGACCAAUGGCCGCCCUUCCCAUGAAGUCCCCAUGCGCAAUGUGGACAGGGUGGGCCUGGGUGGCGGACCAGGCCUUUAUAAGGUAGUGAAGACGGGACCCUCGGGUCACAACAUCAGAAGCUGCCCAAACCUUAGAGGUAUCCCCAUUGGGAUGUUAGUUCUGGGAAACAGACUCAAGGCGGUAGGCGAGGUGAUUAACUCAGAAGGGACCUGGGUCCAGCUGGAUAAAAACAGCGUGGUGGAGUUCUGUGAGAGUGACGAGGGGGAGGCCUGGUCCCUGGCCAGAGACAGAGGAGGGAACCAGUACCUGCGCCAUGAAGAAGAGCAAGCAGUUGUGGAGCAUGGCGCUCAGACUCCUCCCCCGAGCCCGUUCUCAGUGCAGGCGUUCAACAGGGCCGCGGGCUGCAGUGGGGCGCAAGGAUUUGAUUACGGCAUCUCCAACAACAGAGGUGACCGGCUGAGUGCCAUACUGAAUUCCAUUCAGUCUGGGCCAUUCCUCCCAGCUCCCUCCGUAUUUGAGCAGGCCGCCAAACCUCCCUCUUCCUUUGUCCACAGCCCUUUUGUGUUUGGACAGUCCCUUUCCCAGCAGCCUCAGCCUCAACCACAGCUUCUACAUGCUUCAUCCCGCAGCCUUGCUUCACGUGAGCGUGUGCACAAAAGCAGUGCGACUGGGCCUGGCACUGCUCUCUCAUCUCUUGCUCUCAGACCAAAGGGUGAGAGAGGAAAUGUGGCAGCUCAGUCCAUCUCGCCCGCGAGCCGCUCGCCUAAACUCGACAGCCGCGCCAGUCGCACAGCAGACCAGGCCAAGAUCAAGACCAUCGAUAGCCUGUCUGCCAACGAGGCCCUCAUCCUCAAAUCAGACACGGGCAAGCUGCGUUCCGACUCCCACAGCCGCUCUCAUUCCCCCAACCACAACACCUUGCAGGCCCUGAAAGCCGAUGGCAGAACCUCAGGCCUCCGGGCCGAGUCGCCCAACCCGGGCUCACGGUCAUCAUCACCCAAACAGAAGACGCUUACCUCAGGAAGGUCCAGCCCCUCCAACUCUACUUCCCCCCGCUCCUCCUCCCCACAUGACAAGAACCUGCCGCUGAAAGUCAGUCCCUCCUCAAAGGCUCGUCUAGACCCUCCCCGCGAGAGAUCGAAGUCUGACUCCUACACCCUGGACCCGGACACUCUGAGAAAGAAAAAGGUGCCCCUGACAGAGCCACUGAGAGGCAGGUCUACUUCACCCAAACCGAAACUCCCGCCCAAAGAGGGCAAGUCAGGCAGCAGUAGCGAGAACCGCACGCCAUCCCCCCAUGUGGUCCAGGAGAACCUUCACAGUGAGGUGGUGGAGGUGUGCAGCUCCAGUGCCCUGCUGUCCAACAGUGAAGCCGGUGACGAAAACGGCAUGCUGCGGAACGCCGAGGAGGGCUCCUCCAAAGUGCAUUUCAGCAUCGGAAAGGCUCCGGUCAAGGAAGAAUCGGAAAGCCGUUCAUCACCCAAGGUCAGCCGCAAGACAUCCAGUAGGCACGUGCGCCCUAAAAAGGACAAAUCGGGACCUCUCUUUAAAGGUGAGAAUGUCCGUCUCACUGAGCCUGCCAAGCAGGCCAUGUCACCCUCUGUGGCAGAGUGUGCCCGUGCAGUCUUCGCUGCCUUCCUGUGGCACGAGGGCAUUGUGCAUGAUGCCAUGGCCUGCUCCUCCUUCCUGAAAUUCAACCCUGAGCUGACCAAAGAGCACGCACCCAUUCGCAGCUCGCUCAGCUGCCAGCAGGGCCUGGAUGAGAAGGAGAGCAAGGUGAAGAACCGCCACUCACUGGAGAUCUCCUCCGCUCUCAACAUGUUCAAUAUCUCGCCUCAUGGACCUGACAUCUCCAAAAUGGGCAGUAUCAACAAAAACAAGGUUCUAUCCAUGCUUAAAGAGCCUCCACUGCCUGAGAAGUGUGAGGAUGGGAAAGGUGAGCCCGUCUGCUACGAGAUGUCCAGCCACUCGUCCAUAAGGUCCAAGUCUCUCCUGCCCCUCACUCUCCAACACCUGGUAGCAUUUUGGGAAGACAUUUCCAUGGCAACCAUCAAAGCUGCCACGCAGAAUAUGAUCUUCCCAAGCCCUGGUUCCAGUGCCAUCCUGAAAAAGAAGGAGAGCGAGAAGGACAACAAGAAGGCCAAGAAGGAGAAGAAGAAGAAGGAGAAGGCAGAGGUGCGCCCCAGGGGGAACCUGUUUGGGGAGAUGGCUCAGCUGGCAAUGGGAGGCCCAGAGAAAGACACGAUCUGUGAACUAUGUGGAGAGUCUCAUCCAUAUCCUGUCACCUACCACAUGAGGCAAGCCCAUCCAGGGUGUGGCCGUUACGCUGGAGGUCAAGGCUAUAACAGUAUCGGCCACUUCUGUGGAGGGUGGGCAGGAAACUGUGGAGACGGAGGUAUAGGAGGAAGCACCUGGUAUUUGGUUUGUGACCGCUGCAGGGAAAAGUACCUGAGAGAGAAACAGACGGCGGCCAGGGAAAAGGUGAAACAGUCUAGGAAGAAACCUCUGCAGGUGAAAACCCCUCGGGCCCUGCCAACUAUGGAGGCUCACCAGGUGAUCCGUGCCAAUGCCCUGUUCCUGCUGUCCCUGAGCAGUGCAGCGGAGCCCAGCCUGCUCUGCCACCACCCACCCAAACCCUUCCACGCCCACCUGCCCAGCCUCAAAGAAGGAGUUUCUGAAGAGAUGCCCAACAAAAUCGGCUGUCUGUAUCUGCAGACUCUGGCUCGGCAACACACUGAGAAUUUUGGAGGCUAUCAGGAUGAAAACCUGUUUCAGGAUGAGAUGCGCUACCUGAGAUCCACGUCAGUGCCUGCUCCAUACAUCUCCGUCACACCGGACGCUUGCCCUAAUGUCUUUGAAGAGCCGGAGAGUAACAUGAAGUCCAUGCCACCUAGUCUGGAGACUAGCCCCAUCACGGACAGCGACACAGCCAAGCGGACGGUGUUCCAGCGCUCUUACUCCGUGGUGGCCUCUGAGUAUGACAAACAGCACUCAGCCUCUCCUGCACGGGUGAAGGCGGUCCCCAGACGUCGGGUACACAGUGGCGAUGCGGAGGUGGGCUCCUCCCUGCUUCGGCACCCCUCCCCCGAGCUGUCCCGCCUCAUCUCGGCUCACGGCUCCCUCAGUAAAGGAGAGAGGAACUUCCAGUGGCCUGUGCUCGCCUUUGUCAUCCAACACCACGAUCUGGAUGGCCUGGAGGUGGCCAUGAAGCAUGCUCUGCGCAAAUCAGCCUGCAGGGUGUUCGCCAUGGAGGCGUUUAACUGGCUGCUGUGCAACGUGAUUCAGACCACGUCCCUCCAUGAUAUUCUCUGGCACUUCGUGGCAUCACUCACUCCGUCUCCCUGUGAGCCGGAGGAAGAGGAGGACGAAGAAAACAAAGGAAACAAAGAGAUUGUGGAGCAGGAAAAAGAUUUGGGGGUGUGUGAGCAUCCGCUGUCUGAUAUAGUCAUCGCCGGGGAGGCGGCACGCCCCCUCCCCCACACAUUCCACAGACUCCUACAGACCAUCUCUGACCUCAUGAUGUCACUUCCCGGCGGGAGCUCCCUCCAGCAGAUGGCCCUCAGGUGCUGGAGCCUCAAAUUUAAACAGUCGGACCAUCAGUUUCUGCACCAGAGUAACGUGUUCCAUCACAUCAACAACAUCCUGUCCAAGUCGGACGACGGGGACAGUGAGGAGAGCUUUAGCAUCAGUGUGCAAUCAGGAUACGAGGCCAUCAGCCAGGAGCUCUGCAUGGUAACGUGUUUGAAGGACUUGACCAGUGUGGUGGACCUAAAGACCUCCAGCCGUCCAGCUAUGAUUGGCAGCCUGACGGAUGGCUCGACAGAGACGUUCUGGGAGUCUGGAGACGAGGACAAGAACAAGACUAAGAGCAUCACCAUCAGCUGUGUGAAAGGCAUCAAUGCCUUAUAUGUGUCUGUCCACGUGGACAACUCCCGUGACCUUGGGAACAAGGUGACUUCAAUGACAUUCCUCUGUGGAAAGGCUGUGGAAGACCUGUGCAGGAUCAAACAAAUGGACCUGGACUCGAGGCACAUGGGCUGGGUGACCAGUGAGCUGCCUGGAGGGGACCACCACGUGGUUAAGAUUGAGAUGAAGGGCCCCGAGAACACCCUCAGGGUGAGGCAGGUGAAGGUGCUGGGCUGGAAGGAGGGUGAAAGCAUCAAGAUAGCCGGGCAGAUCUCUGCCAGCGUGGCCCAGCAGAAGAACUGUGAAGCGGAGACCCUGCGAGUGUUUCGUCUCAUCACCUCACAGGUGUUUGGGAAGCUGAUCUGUGGGGAUGCGGAACCUACUCCAGAACAGGAGGAAAAAAACCUGCUGUCAUCUCCAGAGGGUGAAGACAAGGCUCCGUCUGACGCUGACCUGAAAGAACACAUGGUUGGCAUCAUCUUCAGUAGGAGCAAGCUCACUAAUCUUCAGAAACAGGUGUGUGCCCACAUUGUGCAAGCCAUUCGCAUGGAGGCUACACGUGUGCGAGAGGAGUGGGAGCACGCCAUCUCCAGUAAAGAGAACGCCAACUCGCAGCCCAGCGAUGAUGACACCUCCUCGGAUGCGUACUGCUUUGAGCUGCUGUCCAUGGUUCUGGCUCUGAGUGGAUCCAACGUGGGCCGGCAGUACUUGGCUCAGCAGCUCACCCUACUUCAGGAUCUCUUCUCUCUCCUCCACACAGCCUCACCGCGUGUCCAGAGACAGGUGACCUCUCUGCUCAGGCGCGUUCUCCCUGAGGUGACUCCAGUGCGGCUGGCCAGUGUAAUCGGAGUAAAGGCUUUGCCACCAGCAGAUAUCAGUGACAUCAUCCACUCGACGGAGAAGGGAGACUGGAACAAGCUGGGCAUCCUGGACAUGUUCCUGGGCUGCAUCGCCAAGGCGCUCACUGUCCAGCUGAAGGCCAAGGGCACCACCAUAGUUGGCACAGCUGGCAUGGCAGCGGGCAAAGGGGUGACAACAGUCACACUGCCCAUGAUUUUCAACUCAAGUUACAUCCGUCGAGGGGAGAGUCACUGGUGGAUGAAGGGCUCCACCCCUCCGCAGAUUGCAGAGAUCAUCAUUAAACUGGUUAAAGACAUGGCUGCUGGCCACCUCUCAGAUGCCUGGUCUAGAGUGACCAAGAAUGCCAUUGCGGAGACCAUUAUAGCUCUCACUAAGAUGGAGGACGAGCACCGUUCGCCUGUGCGCUGCAUUGCUACCACGCGGCUUUGGCUGGCUCUAGCCUCUCUGUGCGUGCUGGACCAGGACCAUGUGGACAGGCUGUCCUCAGGCCGCUGGAUGGGCAAAGAUGGGCAGCAGAAGCAGAUGCCCAUGUGCGAUAACCAUGACGACGGGGAGACCGCUGCCAUCAUCUUGUGUAAUGUUUGUGGGAAUCUGUGCACCGACUGUGACCGGUUUCUCCACCUGCACCGCCGCACACGUUCUCACCAGAGACAGGUGUUUAAGGAGGAAGAGGAGGCCAUUAAGGUUGAUCUGCAUGAAGGCUGUGGCAGGACCAAACUCUUCUGGCUCAUGGCACUGGCAGACUCCAAAACCAUGAAGGCUAUGGUGGAGUUCAGAGAGCACACAGGUAAACCUGCGUCGAGCAGCUCAGAGGCCUGUCGCUUCUGUGGCACCAGGAAUGGCACAGAGCUGUCCUCAGUAGGCAGUGUCUGCUCAGACCCAGACUGCCAGGAAUAUGCAAAACUGGCCUGCAGCAAAACGCACGCAUGCGGUCACCCUUGUGGCGGGGUGAAGAAUGAGGACUUGUGUCUGCCCUGCCUACAUGGCUGUGACAAGACCACUGGCUGCCUGAAGCAGGACGCUGAUGACAUGUGCAUGAUCUGCUUCACUGAGGCUUUGUCUGCUGCCCCUGCCAUUCAGCUGGACUGCAGUCAUGUGUUCCAUCUCCAGUGCACACGCAGGGUUCUGGAGAACCGCUGGCUCGGGCCCCGGAUAACCUUUGGGUUUAUGUCCUGUCCAAUCUGUAAGAACAAAAUUAACCAUUUGGUGAUCAAAGACCUGCUGGAUCCUAUUAAAGAGUUGUAUGAGGAUGUGAGGAGAAAAGCAUUGAUGAGACUGGAAUAUGAGGGCUUGCACAAGAGUGAGGCCAUCACAACGCCUGGAGCUCGCUUUUACAACCACCCUGCUGGGUUCGCCAUGAACAGAUACGCUUACUAUGUCUGCUACAAGUGCAAAAAGGCCUAUUUUGGGGGAGAGGCACGCUGUGAUGCAGAAGGAGGCCAGGGCGAUGACUACGACCCCAGUGAGCUCAUCUGUGGAGCAUGCUCAGAUGUGUCCAGAGCACAGAUGUGUUCCAAACAUGGGACAGACUUCCUUGAGUACAAAUGUCGCUACUGCUGUUCUGUUGCUGUCUUCUUUUGCUUUGGGACUACACACUUCUGCAACGCUUGCCACGAUGACUUCCAGAGAAUGACCAGUGUCCCCAAAGAAGAGCUGCCUCACUGUCCUGCAGGACCUAAGGGAAAACAGCUGGAGGGAAGUGAGUGUCCCCUGCAUGUGGUGCAUCCACCCACUGGGGAGGAGUUUGCACUGGGCUGUGGUGUGUGCAGAAAUGCCCACACCUUCUAGGUCACAUGCUUAUCCAAGUCUCUCUCGGAGUCCCCUUUUUACCUGCUCUGCUGUAACUGCAGACUUCAGCUUAAUUGUAACUGCAGACUUCAGCUUCUUGUCUGAAGCAGUUGCCCCAGGUGUCCGGCUUUGAGGAGGCAGUGAUGAGCCACUCUGCUUUGGAGUUUGGUCUCUCAGUGGAUGCUGAAGAAAGCAAAGGAAGAACAUAGAAAUAUGAACAAACCUGUUUGCAUGCGGCCGUUGUAACUCUCGGCUCCCAUAAACGUUGCGCGCCACCCGAUCACUGAAGUGUAACAAUAUGUAAACUGACUUUUCGUAAUCCUGUACAGUAUUCUCCACUGUUGAGUGCAUCAUGGUUUGGCAGAAAAGGUUCUGGUAAGAUUAUAUAAGUGGACUGUCAAUAUUGUUAGGAGGAAAAUAGUGUAUGAUUUAUCUAAUCUUGUAUAUAAUAAUAGUAUCCAAAUAGGUGUAUUCAGAUGUUGCUACCCUACACUUCAGUUUUGUUUGAUAUUCUUGAUUUUGUUUUGAGCCAGAACUUUUAACGACGUGCAAUACUGGGUGUGCCUCCUAUCUUACAGCUGUAAACAUAUGGAAUGUAUGUCAAUAAAGCCACUGUACAUUUUUAUACAGUGAUACACGCUGUUGUGUUUCCCCCUGGCAAAUAUAACAUCAGCUCUGUGCUCAGAAAACUUUGAUGGGCUUGUGUCUGCCAUGUCUGAGGGUUAAUGUGAACCCUUUCAACUCCUCAAUAAUAUAAUGUGGUACAAAGCCGUUUUCUGUCUUUUUAAAAAUAUUUAAAAAAAAAUAUCAAAGGUGAGUUCUACCAUUGUAUUUUAAAAACAGAACAUGAAUUUUCGGGCCGGCGGCCAGUCUUCACACCAAAAAAUAAAAAAAUAAAAAAUUAGAGAUUGUGAAACUUUUCAGAAAUGUGAGAAUGUAUGGAAGUGUGACAAACAGCUGCUGUAAAAGAGAAAACUGCUACUUGUAAAUCUGCUCUGUAUUCUCUGUGGUGGAUAGAGGUGGAUGGUAAUAAAACAGAUUCUCUGUUCUGCAAGGUG
Molecule: messenger RNA, 15715 nt
Organism: Electrophorus electricus (electric eel)
Lineage: Eukaryota; Metazoa; Chordata; Actinopteri; Gymnotiformes; Gymnotidae
Gene: mycbp2
Product: MYC binding protein 2
Biological process (GO): regulation of synaptic assembly at neuromuscular junction; axon guidance
Cellular component (GO): plasma membrane; nucleus
Molecular function (GO): ubiquitin protein ligase activity
Source: RefSeq, a predicted model, not a curated record